Fraxinus pennsylvanica is the source of this 387-nucleotide messenger RNA. The record is from the annotation of a GenBank genome assembly. NCBI's taxonomy places the organism in Eukaryota, Viridiplantae, Streptophyta, Magnoliopsida, Lamiales, Oleaceae.
AUGGGAAGGAGAAGGGCUUCGUUUUUGCUAGUGGUUGUGGUCUGUUGUGUAGUAGGUGUGGGUGGCAAUGAAGAUGAAUGGAGGCGGAAGGAGGAAGAAGGCAGUGAAGGUAGUGGAGAAGAGGGCGGAGCAGUGCGGCCAAAAGGAGUGGACUGGCUCUUGUUGCAGGAUACAAAGCAAGUGGUGAAGAUUGAUGCAGGGAAUAUGAGGGUGUUUUUCUUCAUUUGUGGAGGAACAUAUCCAAUGUCAAUAUUUUCAGGUUUUGAUCCCUUAAUGCUGUCAACGGCAUUCAAUGUGAGUUUCUGUAGCCAAAUUAAAGAAAUUGUUGACGAGCAAGAAGCUGGUCCAAUAAUUUCUCUGUCCAAUUCUCAUUCCCCGAACAUAUGA